This is a messenger RNA of Notothenia coriiceps (black rockcod), 1557 nucleotides long. It is a transcript of the gene foxd2, whose product is annotated as forkhead box D2. Lineage: Eukaryota; Metazoa; Chordata; Actinopteri; Perciformes; Nototheniidae. Gene Ontology annotation, molecular function: DNA-binding transcription factor activity, RNA polymerase II-specific; RNA polymerase II cis-regulatory region sequence-specific DNA binding. The record is from RefSeq and is a predicted model, not a curated record. The transcript has a single exon. Gene Ontology annotation, biological process: regulation of transcription by RNA polymerase II; anatomical structure morphogenesis; cell differentiation. The coding region runs from base 456 to 1550 and encodes 364 amino acids.
AGGAGGAUAGUGUGAUAGUCUGUCUGGAUACCUACCCAACCCCGUGCGUAAAAUAUAUUUUGGAAAGACAGUUAGGAUAUCCAAAAGAAGCUUUUUUCAAACGAGCUACCGCAUAAACUGAUCACAGACGGAAACAAUCGCAUUUCAAGAAAACACGAAUCCAGAUUGGAGGAAGACCGUUGAACUUUGACUGUUGUUUUUUACGGCUGAAAGUCAGAAGUUUCUCGGCCCUGCUUGACAAGCCCCGGACGACCAGGACUCUCCAAAUCCACUGCAGGUCAAAGAGUUCUUUAUCUUUUCAAUAGAUUCUAGCCAUGUGUGCAUUCAGUAGUUGGAGAUAAAACUGCAGCAAAACUCUGGUGUGGUUGUGAGGGGGGAGAGGGAGAGUCAGUUCCUCGCCGGACCAGAGGAGGGAAAUCUGGGAGAGAGGGGAAAGAGAAGCGGCGUCUCCGAGGAUGACUUUAGGGACGGAUAUGUCCGACAGCUCUGCAUUGUCCGAAGAUUUGGACAUCGACGUGGUUGGGGGUGACAUAUCCGUGGGAAAAGACGGAAAGUACAUCCACGAUGAGUUUGACAAUGACUCGGACGAUAAUUACUCCCAAAACGCGGCCGAGAGGGCUUCCUCUCCCGGGCUCAGCAGCUCCGACUGUCCGUCAGACCAGAUGGGCUCCGGCGCAGAGGUCGGCACUGCAAUAGGGGACAAAUCCAGAAAAAACGCACUUGUGAAGCCCCCUUACUCUUACAUUGCCCUGAUCACCAUGUCCAUCCUGCAGAGCCCCAAGAAGCGCCUCACUCUCAGCGAGAUCUGCGAGUUCAUCAGCAGCAGAUUCCCCUACUACCGAGAGAAAUUCCCCGCGUGGCAAAACUCCAUUCGCCACAACCUGUCCCUAAACGACUGCUUUGUGAAAAUCCCACGAGAACCAGGCAACCCCGGGAAGGGCAACUACUGGACUCUCGACCCGGAUUCCGCAGACAUGUUCGACAACGGGAGCUUCUUGCGCAGGAGGAAGCGCUUCAAGAGGCACCAUGCUAACGAAAUCCUCCGGGAGGCUGCUGGCUUCCUACCCGGGUUUGGAUACAGCCCGUACGGAUACAACUAUGGAAUCCAGCUGCAGAACUUCCACGCAGCCCACAACCCGUAUCACCCGCACCACCACACAGGGGGCUCAUUCCCGUUCCCCAACGCCCACUGCACCUUGCCCUCAUCAGCCUCCAUAUUCCAAGCGCCGCAUCACCUUCCCUCUCUUUUAGGGGCAGAUUUAAGAAAGCCCUUUUACCCUCAGCUCAGCCCGUCCCUGCCGCCUCUCAAGACGGACUCCAGCGCCCCGAGUCGGCCUUCUUUCUCCAUUGACAAUAUCAUCGGCGCGGCCCACUCCACCGCCUCUUCCUACAGCGUGCCGCCGGGCAGCCAGGCUCAGAUCCUGGCUAUCCUCACCCCAGCACUGGCCUCUGCUUCAAACCAUUUGACCCUAUCACAGGACAGCAUAUUACAACCAGGGCCACAGACAUUUUCCAGCAAAAACCCCAAUAUGAACACUUGUCCUUUCUAAAAAGAAA